Molecule: messenger RNA, 1851 nt
Organism: Aspergillus ochraceoroseus IBT 24754
Lineage: Eukaryota; Fungi; Ascomycota; Eurotiomycetes; Eurotiales; Aspergillaceae
Gene: chsD
Product: chitin synthase D
Exons: 3
Coding region: 43-1851 (602 amino acids)
Cellular component (GO): cell septum; cell periphery
Molecular function (GO): chitin synthase activity
Source: RefSeq, a predicted model, not a curated record
UCUUUGGGCGCUUCUGAGAGUUUGGGUGUCUGGACGUUUGUCAUGGCAAACACCAACAGCCCAGAUAUACCACCACCGUGGCCUGUCAAAGACAUUGUAUACAUUUCUAUCGUCAGUCCUGUUAUGCUAGCAGCAUUCGUCGAGUGGAUCCUCUUUCUUGCCGCAUUCAUCUACUGCCUUGUCAAGGUCUACCAGAAGGCGGAUCAUUGGAGCAUUAGAGCCCUUGCCGUAUUAAUUAUCAUCUUCUUCUCGCUACUCCGAGGAAUCUUCCUUCCAGUCAUGAUUACCACGCUUCCACUCCCUGCACACGUGAGACAGCAUUUUCCUAGGGAACUAGUUUACCUCCUCCAGUGGUUCGCAUUUUGGGCCUUUGCUGCGCUUCUCACCGUACCGUGGCUGUUCUGCAUCUACAGGUUGGUUACAAACUCAGUAGGAAGAACGCAGAGGAUAAAAGAAGUUCUCGACGAUCAUAGGGCGCCAAAGAUUGUCAUUAUUAUUCCGGUAUACAAGGAAGACCCUGAGGUGUUAAUCAAGGCAGUCGAUUCCAUCGUUGAAAGCGAGUACCCAGCGCAAUGUGUUCAUGUUUUUCUUUCAUACGAUGGGGGCCUCAUUGACGAACACUAUCUCCGUGUCAUCAGCCACCUUGGGAUUCCAAUUUCUCUCGAAAGCUAUCCGCAAAGCAUGGACGUGACAUAUAGAAGGACCAGAAUCACCGUUUCCCGCUUUAAGCACGGGGGCAAGCGGCAUUGUCAGAAACAAACCUUCAAACUCAUCGACAAGGUGUACGCCGAAUACCUUAGGCGGCAUGAUAACCUCUUCAUCCUGUUCGUGGACUCCGACUGCAUGCUUGACAGGUUUUGCCUCCAGAAUUUCAUGUAUGACAUGGAAUUGAAACCUGGAAGCAAGCACAAUAUGUUAGCCAUGGCAGGCAUCAUAACAUCCACGACGGAGAGGAACUCUCUUAUCACAGUUCUACAGGAUAUGGAGUACAUCCAUGGACAGCUUUUCGAGCGUUCUGUCGAAUCCGGCUGCGGCGCCGUGACCUGCCUUCCGGGAGCGCUGACAAUCCUGCGCUUCUCUGCAUUUCGCAAAAUGGCCAAAUACUACUUCGCUGAUAAGGCUGAGCAGUGCGAGGAUCUCUUUGACUACGGCAAGUGUUAUCUGGGCGAAGAUCGCUGGUUGACGCAUCUUUUCAUGAUAGGUGCAAGGGAACGAUAUCAGAUUCAGAUGUGUACGAGUGCGUUCUGCAAAACGGAGGCAGUUCAAACAUUCAGUAGUCUCCUAAAGCAGCGCAGGCGUUGGUUUCUCGGCUAUAUUACCAAUGAGGUUUGUAUGCUGACCGACGCAAGGCUUUGGAGACGAUAUCCUUUACUUUGUCUGGUCCGCUUUUUGCAAAAUACUAUACGUACCACGGCACUCCUGUUUUUUAUUCUAGUAAUCUCGAUCAUCACCACUUCAAGUCGAGUGGAUGACCUCCCAGUGGGCUUUAUCGUGAUAUCGCUGGGACUUAACUACACGCUUAUGGUUUAUUUUGGUGCGAAGCUCAGGAGAUUCAAGGCAUGGCUUUACCCGUUGAUGUUUUUCUUGAACCCUUUCUUCAACUGGCUUUAUAUGGUUUAUGGCAUCUUCACGGCAGGCCAGCGCACCUGGGGAGGUCCCAGGGCCGAUGCGGCUAUGGCAGAUGAGCGCACUACACCUCGCCAAGCUGCAGCACAGGCUGAGGCCCAGGGGGACGAGUUGAACGUUGAUAUAGAUACUUUUAGGCCAAGGAUUGAAGAGAAAGUUCCGGUUCAACCACCUAAGGAUGUCUCGAGUCGGUUUUCUUCGGAGUAUUCGCAUCCUGGCGCCUAG